UAUACUCCAGAUGAUCUUACUGUUAGAUUAACUUUGAUAAACUCCGGCUAAUCUCAACAGUCAAUUAUUAUUUUCUAUUUAAUUGAAAAUUUGCACUACAGGAAAAUGGACAUAUACAAGCGGUUUCCAAGUAGCGGGUUUCGCCCCCGCUGCCACAAAAAAUCCUCCGGCCCAAUAGAUACGAUUGAAGCAGCGGUUCAUCAAACCGCUCCAUAGCUGAUGGCGGGAACUCUGCGCGGGCCUUGUUCUUUUUUGGGUUUUGGGGAACUCACUCUGCCGAUCAGACCUCCUUGUCAAUUCGCUCAAGCCGCCGGACCUCUUGCUCGUCGGACCUCCCGCUCGCUAAACCUCUUGCUCGCCGGACCUCCCGAUCGCUGGCUGCACUUCCCGCUCAGUCCGCUGCCAGAACUCAGUCCGCCGCCAGUGACGAUCUCCGUUCGAUUUUGUGUAUUUAGCAGGAUUCCGCAACUCCGAUUCACCCUGGACCUGCAAUUACUCUGCAGCAAGGAUGCUGCAACUCCGAUUCAGCCUCGACCUGCAAUUACUCUGCAGCUAGCUGAAAUAAACACAGCUAAUGCAAGCCAACUAAAGACACAUCACACAUCGGGAAGAAAGAGCUUUGCUGUUGUGACUGAUGAAACUGAAAAGGCCACUGGAAAAGUGCCAGAUCGCUUGGAAUUGUUUAGGCUGACCCAUAAGAGACCCAAUGAGCACGUACAGGCGAUAUUGGAAAAAGCAGAUACUCUUAUAUCUCAGGGCAUAACUAACGGUGAGCAGGUGUUUCGGGAAGUGUUUUCUAAAGAGCAUGGAGGGCGUGUUCGAGGUGCUGGAUUUGGUCCAACUCCAACAAUCUUUUAUGGACCUUCGUUUCCUGGAUGUGCUGACUCUACAACUUCUGAUAUGAGUACUGGUUCAUCCACCGAUCAUAGAGUGCUUUCUUUAGAGAGGAAGGUAGAGGAAUUGCAGAAACAAGUUGCUGCUUUCACAGAUAGGAGGCCAGAAAGCUCUGCUAGUGUGGAUGUUGUUAACAUUGAGGUUGGAAAUCAUGGUUCUAGCUAGAAUGAGUUCAUCGACUGAUAGCCUUAAUGCCACAACUUAGAGAAUCAUGCCGUGCAGUCAUAAUGUCGGUCGCUUCAGUAGUAGAUAUUUUGAGAUGAAGUUUUAGAUCAUUUUGUGUUUCGGGUUCAAACCGUACAUCAACAUAUGGCUACUUGGAUAUUUUAGGAAUUGUUACAAGGGUACAGAAUCUUUUGGAACUUAUAUAUUUUGAAAAUUCUAUACAUCAUCUAUAUAUAUAUAUUAUAGUUUGGUUCAACAUUAUAGAAAUAUUAUGUGUUGUGAUUGUUUACAGGUGUAUAAUCUACUUUAAAGUAUGUUUUCUGGUUAAUUUGUUGUGUGUGAUUGCUCUGAACCAAUUAUAUGUAUAUCAAGCUGAAUAAACCCCUGCAAGCAAGCAUGAUAAUUAAAUUUGGGCCCAAAAAAAUAGUGUAGCGGUUUAACCGCUGCAGGAAGUCGCAGCAAGAAACCCACCAAAGAAGUCUUCGCGCCAAAGAAGCAGCAGCGGUUUUAACCGAAGCAGAACCCGCCACGAAAUCCUCAUGAUCCCCCGACGUCGGGACCCCAAAGAAGCGGCCAGAACCGCUGCAUAAAACGGCUGCAGACCUUACCCCGGCGGCUACUCAAACCGCAGCAGACACUUUGUUGACGGCCGUUACAUCAGCGGCUCUGUUGCGGUUAUGCCCACCGCUGCAAAAUCAUUCCUAGCGGUGAUAACCGCUGCCUAAGAUUAAAAUAACCGCUGCUGUAUUCAUUUUUUCCUGUAGUGUUGGGUUUGAGUUUAGACAAUCGUGGUCUGGGAUUCAUCAAUUAGAAAUUAGGGUAUAAUAUCAUACCCCGAACUCGAUUUAAUUCAUGGUUUAGAUAGAGAUAUCUCACAAGGAGUACCUGGAGACUGGAGUAUAGUGUAGUCCAUGAGUACACCGGUCUGACCCAUAUAUAUAUAUAUAUAUAUAUAUAUAUUACUUUGGAAAAUGAGUUUUUUUACAACUUAUAGCAAAUGUCAAACUCUCUAAUUUCCAAAAAAAAAGUUAGCAAUUGCAAAACCAACGUUGGCUGGAAAACAUCAUUGGAGAUACGGAAAUCAGGCCUCGCUGUAAGAAUCUGGAGUCCAAAACCAGGCCAGCCUAUGGGUCUAGCCUGUACAUGGGCGCUGGGCAGUGCUUGGGCCGGCACGGCACAGGCACGCUUUGGGCCCAUUUAUUUCGUGCGGUGUUUGACACGAUCCGUCAGUUUUCGUGUCGUGCCAUACAAGUCCAUUUGCUAACUUUAAUAGGUCCGCCCCGGGCACGGUUCGAAUCGUGUCAUGCUUAUUCUUGCUCGUGUCAUGCUCGUAUUCGUGUUUAAUGAAAAGGACGGAAACAAAAGAGAAUGAAAAAGAAGGUGAAAAUUGGACGGGGGAAGAUAGUAUUAACCGAUAAUGUUUGUGAAAAGUAACAAAUAAGGAGGAAAAGAAAAUAGUUAGUAUAGCGAGUGUGAUUUGACUUUGUUUAAUUCUUUGUCCAUUUUUACUUAUGUUAGUAAUUACGUAUAUAUCUUUAUGACACUUCUAACAAGAACAAAUAAUUAUUUUUAUACUUGUGUUUUGUAAUAUUUGAACCUAUAAUUCUUUUUAUAUUUAUUUUCUAUCAAAUAAAUAUUAGUGUCAUUUCUGCUCUUAUACUCAAUAAAGUCUCGAAAAUAUUAGGCCUGACACGGCCCAUUUAUAUACCGUGUCGUAUCCGUGCUCGUGCAUGUGCCCAUGAAGUUUAGACCCGACAUGACCCAUAAAUUAUUCGUGCUCGUGCCGGGCUGACCCAUUUAUUUUGUGUCCGUGCUCGUGUCGUGCUCUAACCAUGUCGUGCCAUACUAGUACGUGGGCGGCACGACCCGUUGCCUACAAACAGUCUAGCUUGGUGUCGGCCGCCUAAUUCUUGCAACCCGGCAGAGUUUGAGAAAUUGAAAUGGUAGUAUAUGGUAUGAGUUUGGGGUUAACGGGUUAAAUUAGGGUUUAGGGUUAUAUUAUUGUAGAAAACUAUUGUUAUAAAAAUUCUUCACGUAUACUAUAUCUUACAAAACAAGUAAUAUGUAAGAUCACGAAAAUUAUACAAACACAUGUAAUCGUCCUAACCGACAUAAGUCAUUGUAUCUUCUUAAGGAAUCUUAUUCCCCUCUAGUACACAAGGUUACAGAAUGAUUCCUCCCAGGACAAAAUGACGUACCUUUCUGGCGUAGCGAUAACUCAAACCCCGGAAACCAGCGUACGCAGCAAGAUGGCGAGAACAAUGCAAAAAUAUCAAUGUAGAUUUUGCAAGAGUUUUAGCUAGGAAAAAACGCAUGUCAAAACCAGAGGGGAUAGGUGCUAUUGAUAGAGAAUGAAGGGGUCUGUGCAAAGGGAGGAGACUCUUCGUAUGGGUCGUCACACCCCAAUCAUUGCAAGGGUUCAUUUAAAAUAUUUUAACCAUUGCAUCGGUUUGGCUCGUGGAAGUUAGGCCGGUUUAGUUAUUCCAAUCCUCACAUCAAUUCGGAUUGAUUUGGUUCAACUUGAUUCGGUUUGGACCGGUUGGUGACAUAAACAAUAUGACCGAUUACCAACAUAUACAUCAAAUCGACCAAAUUUGAGAUCGCCUUAACGCAUCUUACUAAUUUAGUAUUUCAAGAGCUUCUCAUGACUUUUUCCUCUUUCAUUCCAUUCACGCCAUUCAAAAUCUCAACAACUAUUUACUCAUUAACAUAAUUGCAGGAAUUUAUUUAUUCUUUACGAAGAUUAACAAAUUUAUUCAAAUUUUGACUUAAAUAUGACUGUCCACUAAUUUAUGCAAUUAAACUGCAAGUUAUGAACAUGCAUCUAUUUCCCCUCCCAAAUCCUAAGUCCUUCUUUCUCCACUCCUGCAACCUUCUACCUCGAACCAUCCAAUCCUACUACAACAUCAUCUUAGAGACCUAAUCAUUCCAACCUUCACUAACAAAAUUCAUUCACCUCACCAAAAGGCUCCUUGUAGUCCCAAGAAAUCCAUUAUUUCGACCAUUAGAGCAACCGAAAAGUUUGAUAAAAGCAUUGGCACUAUAUAUGAUUUCUUCACUUGGGGAUCUCACAAUCAUAAAGAACCAGAUGAAUG
Messenger RNA from Linum trigynum, 4154 nucleotides. NCBI's taxonomy places the organism in Eukaryota, Viridiplantae, Streptophyta, Magnoliopsida, Malpighiales, Linaceae. The record is from the annotation of a GenBank genome assembly.